Molecule: messenger RNA, 1341 nt
Organism: Xiphophorus maculatus (southern platyfish)
Lineage: Eukaryota; Metazoa; Chordata; Actinopteri; Cyprinodontiformes; Poeciliidae
Gene: dtymk
Product: deoxythymidylate kinase
Exons: 5
Coding region: 129-773 (214 amino acids)
Biological process (GO): dUDP biosynthetic process; dTDP biosynthetic process; dTTP biosynthetic process
Cellular component (GO): cytosol; mitochondrion; nucleus
Molecular function (GO): ATP binding; dTMP kinase activity
Source: RefSeq, a predicted model, not a curated record
AAAAAUGACGUCUUUCCUGUCUGUUAGUAAAUGGCGGGUAAAUCGUGAGAGAGCAGCUGUUAAUUUCGCUACAAAGAAAAACAGGUUGAUGAACUUCACCACGUCCCCGACAACCGGUCGACAGAGUAAUGGCGUCUAAAAGAGGCGCCCUCAUUGUGCUGGAGGGGGUGGACAGAGCCGGGAAGACGACACAGUGCAAGAAGCUGGUUCAGGCGCUGCAGCAGAGCGGCCGUCCGGCGGAGAUGAUGAGGUUUCCCGACAGGAGCACAACCAUUGGGCAGCUUAUCAGCGCCUACCUGGAGAAGAAGAGUGACCUGGAGGACCACACGGUGCACCUCCUGUUCUCUGCGAACCGCUGGGAGCUGGUACCUGUAAUGAAGAAGAAGCUGGAUCAGGGCAUCACUCUGGUGGUGGACCGAUACGCCUUCUCCGGAGUCGCCUUCACCAGCGCCAAGCCGGGCUUCUGCCUGGACUGGUGCAAGCGACCCGACGUGGGCCUGCCCAAGCCCGACCUGGUGAUGUUCCUGCAACUGAACCCGGCCGAGGCCGCACUUCGAGGUCAGUUCGGCAACGAACGAUACGAAACAAGCGCUUUCCAGAAAUCGGUGCAGGAGAAGUUUGAGCAGCUCAUGAAGGAUCCGUCGGUCAACUGGAAGAUCAUUGAUGCCUCCCAGAACGUUGAAGGUGUCCACGCCGACAUCAGAACACACAGCCUCAACGCCAUCAACGAAACCCAGAACAUGCCUCUAGGGGAGCUGUGGAAGUCAGCCUAAGCAGGUCACAAAGAAGCCAUGGCAACUGAAUGAUAAGACAGCAUACAGGGCCAUUGUAGAGAAAGUUUCUAAAAAGAAAAGAAAAAACUUCCAAUUUUUCUGGAAAAUAAAGUCUAAAGUUUUUAGAUUUGUCUCAGAAACUUUCUAGAAAAUUUAAAAGUGGAAAAUAUUUCCACUUUAGACACAAAAUUUCCUAAACAGAAAAAUGUUUGACUGUUUCCAAUUGUUUUCUAGAAAUUAGAUUUUUGUUUAUUUCCAGCAAUUUCUUUUUUUACUUUUUCAACUCAGAAAUUUUUGAGGUUUCCGAGAAGUUUUUUUGGCCGCACAUUUACUCUUUAUUUAUAUAUCUAUCUAUCUAUAUCUACAACAACCCUAAUACGCCAUCUUAUAACUUUUUUGCACACCGCACACUUUCCCUCUUAGAAACAGUAAAGAUGUAAUAUAACUUUUUCUUAUACAACCAGAAAGAGAUAAACAGUUGUGAUUUAUUUUUAGUCCUCUUACAUGUCUCUUGCUCCAUCACUUGCCUGCAUGUUGUUUUGAUUAAAUAAAUAAUUUUCAAACAAAA